Molecule: messenger RNA, 5308 nt
Organism: Trichoplusia ni (cabbage looper)
Lineage: Eukaryota; Metazoa; Arthropoda; Insecta; Lepidoptera; Noctuidae
Product: potassium voltage-gated channel unc-103-like
Exons: 19
Coding region: 2402-5308 (968 amino acids)
Biological process (GO): membrane repolarization during action potential; potassium ion transmembrane transport
Cellular component (GO): membrane
Molecular function (GO): inward rectifier potassium channel activity
Source: RefSeq, a predicted model, not a curated record
UCACCUUGUAAUUAAAUUACUGGAUUUUACUUAAAUUAGUAAGUAAAUAUUCUCCAGUUAUAUACUUUCGACUCAAUAAUUUAAAUUACCUUUGAAAAUGGCGCAGUGUAAUAUCCCGCUGAAAUUAUAUGAGAGACGAGCUUUCAAUGCUUGCUCGUCCAAAUGGGUUCAGUGACAUUUAAAAUAAUUCGAAGCUUGUGGGAGGAGAGGACACAUUUGUGAAAUUAGGAUUUAUAGUACUUUAUAAGUAGUACAAGUAUCAAGUUACAUGUAGGUACUGUAAAUGAAUUUAUAUAUAGAGAUAUACACGUAUUUAGGUAUGUACAUAUUUACUGAUUUUAAAAACGACUUCUUUCGUAAAAAAAGUCCGUUCGAAACCGAUUUGAUAAAUAUUAAUGCUUUUCUCUUUGUUUGCUCUUUGUUACCCUGUUCAACAACACUUGAAAAUCAGUUCAAAAGAAGAGUGUCUGGAAUUGAAUCUUAUUUACUAGUAGAAAUAUUAAACUGUAAACAUUUUUGGUUCUGUUACUCAGAAUCCAAGCAAAUUUGUAAAUAGACCCGAAUUUAAUGUGAAAUAAUUCAAGAAGCUACCAGAUUGGAGAGUCAAGUGAAAUAUUACAUGAAUAUCUAAACAGAAAUAGUAGAGCAAUGACACCUAGCGUGUAGCGUACGUUACUAUGGUUCAAAGUAUUGUAGAACAAAAUAUUCACCGGGUUAGGCAGGAGUUAGGCCCCCCAGUGAGUUUACGACAUUGACUCUGACAAAUAUUGGGUGUAUCGGUAGGUUCCGACAAGUAAACAUCACCUUACGACCCAGCUGUACGGAGACAAGCUGUCUGCUAGCCAUUCAAGUGCCAGUCAAGCAAAGCAAGAAUUUAAUAUCUGCAGAUAGGUACCUAAUAUUAAAAUAGUUUGUAAUCUUGUUCAUAGUGUUUGCAAAGUACCACUGCAGUAGUAAUAAGCGAGCAAACAAAGGUCUUUGCGAACUACUGCAGUACGUUAUGUUGAAAUUUUCGACAAUUAAGAUUUGAACUCUUUUUCAAAGUGAUGGUUUUCAAAGAUUAAGAUCAAACUUUGAUAAGUUUGCCUGAAAAAAACACAGCGAAUAAAUAAUAGGGAGACAAAAUAAAUUUAAGAUUGUGUUGUUUUCUGUAAUAUUUUAUUUUUUAUUAAUUGAAAGUGUUUAAUUGGGUAGAACUUUCUUAAUUCAUUAUCAUUGCAGCCAUUAUGUUGUGGAACUCUCUUUUUAUACUGAAGAGAGUAUUGCAUGUUACUUUCCAUUUUCGUGGAGACAACAUAAUAUUACUGUAUUAUGUGUUCAGUAAAAUAUAAUUUAAUUUAUUUUAAUUUAUAAUCAAUAAAGAAAACGCAUUACCAGAUCAUAUAAAUAAAUUAAAUGAUUAGGGCAUAGUGUGUCGGCUCUAGGGGCCUUAAUAUUGACAUAUCACGAGAUCGCGGCGCGGUGGCGCGGUGGCGCGGCGCGCGGCGUGUUGUGUAUCCAACACGACAUGGCGACACCGUGCGUUUCAGCUGAAAUAUUCGAUGGUAGAAGGGGAGGUUGUGCGAGGUCACGCCUGUGCUCGGCCGUCUCCGGUGGCGUCCGUCGCCGCUCGGCGCCCGGCCCCGACGCGCGCACAGCGACCUCUUGCGUGCGCCGCUACAGUGCCCCAUCGAGUUUACGUCCAGCGACCACGCUGCGGACUCUGCCGCUUCUCACACUGCCAACGUAUUGUUAUCUUAAUAUCGUUCCUAGGCGACUCGCCUUUAGAGAACGACGCCGCGAAUCCUAGCUAAAACGUAUAAUUGUUACACGACACACCGAAACUAACGCAUAUUCCACUAACGGGCCGUCGUACUGUAAACGAGUCGAGCGCUUAAUCGAUCGACUGCAUUAAAAAGUAAAAAAUAUUAUUAUCGUUUCUCAGUCGACCUUUGCGGAUUUUGUUGCGCUGCUAUAGGUGUUUUAUGUUUAAUCUUUACACAUACAUAAUAGUUAUACCAAAAAGUGGUCAAGUAUUGCUUAGGCUUACUAAAUAGUCAGUAAUAUCGAGUGUGGUGCCGUCCUGUGCUUAGUUCGCUCAGUGAAAAGUGCGUCAAUUGUCGAGAGGUGUAAUUCUCCCUACGUUUGAUUGCGAGCUUAGCGAUUUAUAUUGUUUCGAUUGGCUCUUGCUUUGUUUUAAUACUCUUGUGGGAAAAACGCGAUCCAUGCUUGGAGUUAUGACUACCAUGAAGAGUUCGAGGAGUCAGAAGUGUACGUGGGAAUAAAUCGAUCAUCUAUGCAAAACACGGCAAUUGCACUGCUGGAGACGGCGACGGCGUUCGAGCGGGCCGUGCUGGAAUGUGAACACCUGGAAGCGUCGGAGCACGGCGGGUUCCGGUGAGGACGUUGGCGCGUGCGCGGCAUGGAGGAGCGCGGCCCGCCGGACGCGCCGCUGCUCGCGAGCCCGCCGGCCGGCGCGGCCGCGGCGGGCGCGGCGCUCACCACCUCGCGGCGCGCCGCCUCCGCGCGCGGCUCCCGCGACGACCCGCCGCCCUCCACUUGGCGCUCCUCGGUGCGCGUGCGUGACACCGGUUUCCGCGGCUCGCGCAAGAGUGUCGUACGCCUCGAACCACCCUGUAAUGGCCUCAACGGGUUGCCUGCCAUCGGCAAGGAGGUACUGUCUCUGGGCGCGACGGGCGGCCACAAAGGAACCACGCAGCCUUCUCAUCCCUGCACUAUCCUCCACCAUUCUCCUUACAAGGCCGCUUGGGAUUGGUUGAUUCUCAUACUGGUGAUCUAUACGGCGAUAUUUACACCCUACGUGGCCGCCUUCCAACUGAAUGAGCCCGACUUCGACAAACGCUCCCGCAGCUUCGGCGAAGAUCCUAUAGUUGUCAUCGAUAUGAUCGUGGACGUGACGUUCAUAAUCGACAUCCUGAUAAACUUCCGCACCACGUACGUGAACGUGGCGGACGAGGUGGAGUCGGACCCCGCCAAGAUCGCCAUGCACUACCUGCGCGGCUGGUUCCUUAUCGAUCUCGUCGCCGCCAUCCCCUUUGAUCUCCUGCUCUUCGGAACCGACACCGACGAACAGGGGCUGGAAAGUGAUGAGACAACGACUCUCAUCGGACUGCUGAAGACGGCGCGCCUGCUGCGACUCGUACGCGUCGCACGCAAAAUUGAUCGAUACUCCGAAUACGGAACCGCCGUACUGCUUCUCCUUAUGGCCACUUUUGUACUUAUUGCUCAUUGGUUGGCCUGCUUAUGGUAUGCUAUUGGCAGUUGGGAACGGCCACAGCUUCACGCCCCUAUCGGAUGGCUGGAUGCGCUCGCUAAUGAUGUCCAAGCUUCUUAUGACAACUCCACUGGUCCAUCCAUGAGAUCUAGAUAUAUAACCGCUUUGUACUUUACGUGCACCUCGCUAACAAGCGUCGGGUUUGGGAAUGUCGCGCCCAAUACAGAUAUGGAGAAAGGUUUUACUAUAUUCGUUAUGUUGGUUGGCUCCCUCAUGUACGCCAGUAUCUUCGGUAAUGUAUCGGCUAUUAUACAAAGGCUUUAUUCGGGAACCGCUCGUUAUCAUACACAGAUAUUGAGAGUUCGAGAAUUUAUUCGAUUCCAUCAAAUAACGAACCCUCUGCGCCAAAGAUUAGAGGAGUAUUUCCAACACGCGUGGAGCUACACGAACGGCAUCGACACGUCCAGCUUACUGAAGGGUUUCCCGGAGUGCCUCCAAGCUGAUAUCUGUCUCCAUCUCAACAGGAACUUGCUUGCGAACUGCUCGGCUUUCGAUGGUGCUAGUCCAGGAUGUUUAAGAGCUUUAUCGUUGAGGUUUAAAACGACUCACGCGCCACCUGGAGAGACUCUCGUGCAUCGCGGUGAUGUCCUCACCUCCCUCUAUUUCAUAUCCCGAGGGUCUAUCGAAAUCCUGAAGGACGACAUAGUUAUGGCUAUAUUAGGCAAAGACGACAUAUUCGGUGAGAACCCGUGCAUCUACGGCACGGUGGGGCGCAGCAACUGCCGCGUGCGCGCUCUCACCUACUGCGACCUGCACCGCGUGCAUCGAGACGACCUUCUCGACGUGCUCGACUUCUAUCCCGAGUUCCGCUCCUCCUUCGUCAAUAACCUUGAAAUUACAUACAAUAUGAGAGAUGAGGAGCUGAGCGGUAUCGAGCCGAAGCGACGUAUGCGCUACGAAAACCCGUGCGACGCGCGCCUGCUACGAGAGGCGUACGCGCGCACCACGCGUAGACCGCAUACUGAGACAUUCGCCGAGAAAGUGGAUUCGCAGUGCAGCGACGACGAUACGGAAUCUCCGGCCAGCCGCGGCAUUCUGGAGUUCUCUGCGGACAAAGCGGGACAAGACGUGACGCCGCUCAACUUCAACUUCAGCAAACAGCGCUCCACCACCCUCAACUCCAUCACCGGCAUGCUAGCGCAACUUAAACGGAGCUUCCCAGACCUCUACCAUCAUAAAACACAUCAGCCACUGCACAACAAGUACUCACAAUCCACACCUCAGACAUAUAGAAGUAGAGCGGGCGCCGGGGUGAGGCGGCAGUCGUCCGUGGGCCCGCUGAACGACACGUCCCCGCUGACGGGGUGCGCGGCGGCGGGCGAGCCGGCCGUGAGCACGCCCGCGCACAGCGCCACGCUGCCCGUGUCCAGCCUCAGCACCAACCCCAGCUCGUACUACACGAACGCGUCGCCGUCGCCGCCCGCCGCGCCGCCCGCGCACCAGCACGUCUCCUGCGACGACAUCCUGGCGCCGAGCGCGCCGCAGCCCGCGCGCACGCCCUCCUGCCGCUCGGCGCCGCACUCCGCCGUCAACCUGCACCAGACCGGGACCAGCCGCCCCGCCGCACUACCUUUGGCUCAUGAUAAAGCACAAAACGCUGCAGCCGCACAGGAUAGCAUGUCACCACAGUAUCAAAACGUGGGACCCGCUGCAACAGCUGCAUCUGUGGCGACCGUACUGACUAGACUAGAAGAGUUAAGUCGGCGUGUAGCCGUGCUCGAGACUGGUCUCACCGCGGACGUGAGACGUAUUCUACAGCUGCUACAGGCACGCGAGGGCAUAGUGCAUCACAACGCGCAGCCAGUCCAUACUCCCUCGCAAGUGCUUCCUAAAGCGUCCCUCUCGGUGCCCCAGGCUAAUGAGUGGGAGUGGAACUGGAACGGUGAGCGGGAGCGCGAGCGCGGCGGCGGGCGGUACGGGCGCGGGGAGCGCGGCGAUCGCACGCCGGGCGUGCAGCGCUCGGCGUCGGAGCCGCACGCGCCGCUGCCGCCCGCACUGCCGCCGCCGCCGCACUCGCACUCGUUCUACAGGUAG